This is a messenger RNA of Aplysia californica (California sea hare), 418 nucleotides long. RefSeq lists its product as uncharacterized. The record is from RefSeq and is a predicted model, not a curated record. Lineage: Eukaryota; Metazoa; Mollusca; Gastropoda; Aplysiida; Aplysiidae.
AAAAAGACGCAGCAGACCUCAGUCUCACGCCUGAUGAUAGAGUAGCAGACUCCGCCGAGGAGAGGAGAGAAGAAAUCAAGGAAAACACAACAGGCGAUAUGUCUGGCACGACCAGUACGCCGGUGUUUCUCAUUGAGUUACAUAAGGGUGGUGAAGACAACACCUCGGAUCCACCUGAAACCAAAGAGUUUAUUGGCGGGAACGGAACUGGAGUUGACGAUGCCCACGACGGAACUGAUGACGCUGAACACAGAAAAAAGUCUUCUAACGUGAAGUUUCAAAAUGAUCUGACGACAGAGAAUGAACCAGACGAGAGGCAGACAGAAGAGACCCCUGCCGAGCAGACGGCGGGCGGUGGCGGGACCGAGGCUGAAGAAGCAUAGGAUCUAUGACUCAGUGGUACCACUCCACUGACAAG